Messenger RNA from Numida meleagris (helmeted guineafowl), 9096 nucleotides. RefSeq names its product chloride intracellular channel 5 (gene CLIC5). The transcript is spliced from 6 exons. NCBI's taxonomy places the organism in Eukaryota, Metazoa, Chordata, Aves, Galliformes, Numididae. Bases 349 to 1104 code for a protein of 251 amino acids. The record is from RefSeq and is a predicted model, not a curated record.
CGCCCCGCACACCCCGACCCCGUUCCCAUCGCGCUGCGGGGCGAGGCGGGGAGCGGGGCCGGAGGUACCACGGGCUGUCUCCUCCCCGAGCCCAAACCCCACCCUCCGCUUCACGCUCGGGGCUAUUUCGGGCGCCGAGCCGCGCUCUGACAGAUGCGCUCCCGUGGCCGCACUUGUUGCGCCGAGCGGCAGCCCAAUCCCGCAGCACCGCUCCGCUCCGCUCCUCUCUUCGUUCCCUGCUGCUAUCGAGUCCCGCUCCCCGCAGACGAUGUUUUAGAAGGGGAGCCCGCCCGACGCGCUGCUGUCUCCGUCCCCGUCCCCAUCGGGAGCUCAGCCCCGCGGUGAGAGAUGUCAGAGCCCGCCGCCGCCAACGGGGACGGGAGGGAGCCCGACAUCGAGCUCUUCGUGAAGGCGGGUAUAGAUGGAGAAAGCAUUGGGAACUGCCCAUUCUCCCAGCGUCUCUUCAUGAUCCUCUGGCUCAAAGGAGUUGUGUUCAACGUCACCACUGUUGACCUGAAAAGAAAGCCAGCUGAUCUACACAACCUGGCUCCCGGAACUCACCCACCGUUCUUAACUUUUAAUGGAGAAGUCAAGACAGAUGUUAACAAGAUUGAGGAAUUCUUGGAAGAGACUCUUGCACCUCCAAAGUAUCCCAAGCUGGCUGCUAAGCACCGGGAAUCAAACACUGCUGGAAUUGAUAUCUUCUCCAAAUUUUCUGCUUACAUCAAAAAUACCAAGCAGCAGGACAAUGCUGCCCUUGAAAGAGGCUUGGUGAAGGCUCUGAAGAAGCUGGAUGACUAUCUGAGAACCCCACUGCCAGAGGAGAUCGAUGCAAACAGCACCGAGGAGGAGAAGGUGUCCAAACGCAAGUUUCUGGAUGGUGACGACCUCACCCUUGCUGACUGCAACCUUCUGCCCAAACUCCAUGUUGUCAAGAUUGUUGCAAAGAAAUACCGCAACUUUGAGUUCCCAACAGAGAUGACGGGGCUGUGGCGGUACCUGAAGAACGCGUACGCCAGGGAUGAAUUCACUAACACCUGUGCUGCAGACAAAGAAAUUGAGCAAGCCUACGCGGAUGUGGCCAAGCGGCUCAGCAAGUCCUAACUGACCCCAGCAGUGGCUCGGCAUCCCUGCCAGAUUCCUGUUUUACAGACUCUUUCUCCUUGUUGCCUUAAGAUACACUUUAUCGUUAUGCUAUCUGGUUGGCAUCCUUAUGACUUCUCCUGUUCAAGAGUAUUGGUCAGGGACAAACCUGCUUCUCCCUGGAGGAAGGAGAAGGCAGCUCUAGUGUAGGAGGUGGAGACCCUUUGAAAUCUGAACCUAGGAUCUGACACGACUAGUAUUACUCAUAAUCAGUAUUGGAAAUGACUCCGCUGUAUUAGUUUCUUGUUUUGUGUUGGGGUAUAUCACCACCUGUUUUCUUUGGAGUUUCAACAAUAGGAUGUUAGCUUAAAUUUCAAGCAAGUCAGUUAGGAACACAUAGAACUGCUUCUUCUGCUGGUUAUUUCACGGAUGCUUUGUUUUUCCAUUGCUAUUGAGAUCCGUGAGGGAGGAACAAAAUUUGUGAGAGAGGGGAAAGGAAAGAGUUUGGCCCUAGAGGAGUAAUGCUCUUAGCAGUUAUAUUUUUAAACAUCUCUGAAUGAAUUUUCUGUCUUAGAAGGCCCAAGUGUUUGUAGGACAUUUAUUUUUAACUUGGCGCAAGAGGGGAAAGCCUAAGCAAGUAUGUCAGACUUGCAGAUGCUACUUUGCAUAAAAUUUGCAUGACGCUGCUGGAUCUAGAGGCGUAAAGCGAAAGAGAGUGAAUGGGCAAUUGAGCAGGCAGCCCUUGGAAGAGUGGUGCUAAUGCCAAAAUGCCUGGUGGAUCUGAUAGUUGGGAGAGACAUCAAUGACGGGGCAAUGCAUUGCGUCAAGCCCACAGCCAGAACUGGCACAACUAACCAAACCAUGCACAACUAACCAAACCAUGCAGAACGUUGUCAUCUUGGCUGCAUGGCUGCCAGUUCCUUUCUGCUGCUAUCUUGGGAAGCGUGGCUAGGCAGGAGCAAGCUGGUGUGCAUUUGAAUCCCAUGCAGGGGAAGCACUUUCCUCACUUUGGGCUCCGGAUGGGUCACCUUCAAGCGGCCAUCAUUCUGCCCAGGAGCAGUGUGCCCUGCGAAGGGGACAGGCUGAGACAGAGAGACCCAUUUCCAGCCUGAAAGCUGGUGAGCAGGCUAGGAGGAAGCCUGCAUGCUGCCUUAGUCCUGCUCCUCUGAGGUUCACCAAUCCAGGUUAAGUGAUUCAGGAUUCUUUUCUGAAACCGAUUAUUUCAUUCUAUCCGGAACAUCUGCCUGACACAAUUUGCUUUAAAGCAGUGAUCAUGUGCACAUUACUUUAGUAAAUCCAGAAUGACAGCUCUUUUGCAUAAAACUCACAUGUACGAUGGUGUGCGUGGCUCUCAGAUUUCAGUCUGGGACUAUCUGAAGACAAACGAAAGCUGAGCUCUCGGCUGGCAUGGUGCUCAGGGCUGAGGAGAGCUGCCCUGAUUGAGGGGAGCCCCGGGGCAGGGGGCUGAGGCUGGGGGAACCCUGCAGAGAGUUGUCUGCAGCCUGAGAGCCAAGAGAUGGAUCCACAGCCACCUCUGUGUGACCCUGAUGAAUAUCUGAUGGGAAUUUUCCCCUUUUUACGCUCACCCAGCUGGGAGCAGGACAGGGUUUAGUUUGUUGUUGACUGUUGUUUCGCACGCCGUGAUCAGUUUGUUUCGAGCUUUCCAAAACCUCCGAACUCUCAGGCCUUCCCCUGGAAGGGGCUAUGUUAGCAGUGGCCGGACUGGGGGGCAAAGGCUGCACGAAAUCAGCUGGCUCGGAGGGCGCUGAUAGCGGCCAGCAAAGCCUCGGGAGCUUAGAAGUGUCUGGACAGGCACAUGUGGCUCGUUUAAAAAAAAAACACUUCUUCGUGAGUUUUGGAAUUACUUGUGGGUUUUUUUUGUUUUUUUUUUUUUUUAAUUUUAGAUCGAGGCGAUUAUUUAUUUAUUUAUUUUGGUCCGCUCGGUCCUUUCUGCCCGCCUUUCGCUUUUGGUUUGCGCUCAGCGACACUGCUCAGGAUGGCAUUAGCAGCACCGUGUGAGCUCUUUCUUUAGGGAGAACUCUGAUGUCUGAUGAUCAGCCCCGGGGCUGGGUUUUGGCUGGCAGCACAACUUGGCCAGGAGCAGCCUGAACAACACAGCCCGCAGCUUCUUGCCCUUGCUGUUGGCCAGGUUUGCACGCAGCUGGUGGCAUUGUGGCAGUGAUCUUGGAAUGAAGGCGCAGAGGCAGAUGCAGCUCUUGCUCUGUGCUCACUUGCAGUGAGCUCCUUACAGAAGACAGUGCUCACCUGCAGCUGAGCAGGGUGAGUGAGGCAGUCAGGGCCUGCCCUGAUUUCGGCCAUCUCUGAGCCUUCAUUCCUGAGUCCCGUGCAUCUAUCUUACUUUGUCUUUGCUAGAAGAGGGCCAAAUCACCAUCGGUUGGUCUCAGCAGACCUCAGAUUGCAUCUGUGUUUUAAAAAAUGAUGUUUAAAAAUGGGUGGGCUCAUACCCAAAGGUAAACGAGCUGUUGGCGCAAUGAGCUUUCUGUUAGAUGUUCUUAAAAUCUUUUUUGGGUUUGAGUAUAAAACUGAAAAGCCCCAAGCUACCUUCCUUUUAAUUAGCAGCGCAAAAUCAAAAUAUGUAUUUAUCAGUGUAUUUCCUAGCAACACUGCAAAAAAAAAAAAAAAAAAAAAAUCUGGACAAAAUGUAUUGAUAGAUAUGAGAAAGAAAAAGAGGAAAAAAUGAAACUAGUUUCCCAUGAGCUGCAGUGCCCAUUCUGGGGAAUCCACGUCUUGCUCUGCAUCCUAACUGUGCAUUUUGUUCAUCACUCUGUUAUAGGCUGAUCCGAGAUCGUGGACAGGUUUGAGCAUUGCCUGACCAUUGGGUUUGCAGACCAGGCUCAUGCUGUCAGGUCUGUAACUUCUGCUCACCUUUGUGCUUUUUGGCUUCAGCCAUAGGCAGAAGCAGGAAGCACUGGAAAUCCUACAUAGAAAAGUUUCAGUUUGAGUCCUAUGUACUGAGUUUGAGCUCAGCACUCGUGACUCAAGAUCCAUCACCAGUGAGAUUUUAAGGGGCUCCAGACUCCUUCAGGCAGGGUAUUUUUGGUGACCUUCCAUUGUAUUUAGAAUUAUAAGUAAUAAAUAUUAAUCAUACAGGAUUGUAUGUCUACAUUGGCAAGGCAGAAUUUCUGAAAAGAAUCUAAGUGACAAGACAGACACUGCAGAUUUACAAUAACUUUGUUCAUAAAUUUUUUGCAAGAUGUAAAGAAAGACAUAGUGCAGAGGGGGAAGAAGCCAACAAUGUGGAUUUAAUCAUCUACAUUUCAGAAAUGCAGACCAAAUGUCUGUAAAGAUGUCCAUUUCAUCCAAACAUUUCUUAGAUAUUUAUUUCAAAGCCCCCUGUUCAGUCAAUCCAACACUCCAUUCAUAUUGGAAGUAAUAUUGAUUUUUCUUCUAUUACCAGUGAUAUGGGAGUGUUAAAGGAUCCCAUAUACAAGUUACUCUUGUUUUUUGUUAGACUUUUUCAGUUGCCAAGAGGUCAUCUUGCUAUGCAGGUAAGACCAAAGGAGCAUCUGUUUCAGAGCUGCUUAAAAGAAGGCUUCCGACAAACGUUUUUUUUUUUCACCAGAAAUAAUCUUGUAAAGGUAUUUCUUUAUCAGGAGUGGUGUGGAAUAUUGAGCUAUGGGUUACAAGCUCUUCUCCUAUGUUUGCAUCAGCUGAAAACCACUGCUGGGGAGGAGUUACGGCCUGUAUUGCAAAGAAGCUGGACAUCUUUGUUUCCUGCCGUGUUGUGCAGAGCGGUAAUUUUGACUAUGUAUUUAUUUUAUUUUGACCCCCAGCCAGCUUUCUUCGUCCCUUGUCCCUGCAGAAAGUCAGCUCCAGGUUACCCAUAACCAGUCUUCCAUUCUUUGGUGCUGACUCAGCAGAGUGCCCAAGGAUGGGCACACAGAGAAGGGUGUUUUAGAGCAACCCAUCCACCUGGUGGGAUGGCCCCCAAAGGCCAACGCUUCCAGCAGUGAUCCCACCACUGUCCCAGCAGCAAAAGGGAGAAGCAAAGGGAGUCCCCGUUUCUGAACUGACCACAUUUGGCUCCAAACUGCUGAGUUUGGAGUAUUGCUAAAAUGUAGACAUUGGAAAUCUCACUCAUUUAAAACUCUAUGGGCCCACGGAAGCACUUUGUAAAACGAAUUGGUGUUUUAAACAGGGGAAUAAACCCAAAGCCCUAUGUCCUCCUUCACUUGUAUUCUUUUAGGCACUGGGAGGUUUGCAGUUGUUUAUUACUCUGCUACAUAUGUUCUUGAAUAGCUUUUCAUAUUAAGAAAUAUUUUCCAGUAAGAUUUUUGCCUUUCUACUCAAUCUUUCAUCUCUUCAUUAAUUUUGAUGUCUGUGAUGACCAAAUGAUUCCAGAGGAGGCAGGAGAGCAGGGAGGCUCGUACUUGUUGAGAAGUUGAAGGAGGUAAUGAUUUUUUGGAGAAAACAGCAUUCAAAGCAUUUUUUUAACAAUUUGUUUUUCAUCUGGGAUCCUUUAACCAAAAGUGAUGGUCUGUUUAGUCUGGGCUGUGAUUUUCAGCCGGGACCUGGAAAAGUCACCAUGUUCAAGAUGGCUUUGCUGAGGGAUUUCCCCUGGAUACAGAGGGAUCUUCCCUCUUGGUCACAAAAUGUCUCAUUUCCUCGGUCAGGAUCUUCUGGUCUGUGUUGGUGCUAAAAUACCACACUCCAUUAACUUUGUGCUGGGCAGCGAAAACAGGGGUCCUAACACCUCCUCUCCUCUUCUGUGUCAUGUGCAGGGAAAGAAGAAAGCACUGAUCUGUUUUACAUCCUUGUCUCACAUCCCAAGCAACACUCCAGCCCUGGGGGAGCGCAGGGCCCUGUCCAACAUUGGUUUCCAAACCCUGAAGACCCCCACAUCCCUCUCCAGGUAGCGUUUCAGAGCCCACAGCAGUCUCGCAGCAGGUGAUGGCUGCACUGCUGGGGGUCGACCACCCCCGCCCAGGGGUCCCCGCUGGUGUCACAGCGUUUGAUGGGAAAUGCCGAUGUGGGCGCUGCGAUGCUCUCGGCCGGUGGUGCUUCACCAUGAGCAGAGCUGUCAGUGCCACCUCUUGCUGCCCCAGCUCGAUGCCAUCCAGUGCUAAUGAGCACAUCUUGCUUGCAGCAUGUGAGCGGGGCCCACUCGCGUGUUUAGCACUGAACGAGUGCCUGGAAGUCAUGGCAGGAAAGCCUCUAUCAAUGAAGCUGUUAUUCUUCUGUUUCCUUUGAAAUCUAGUGGCAGAAUUCCCAGUGGUGGAAUUCCCCAUAGGAGUUCCCAGUAGAGCCCAAGGCUACGCCAGCACAAAGCUGUUUGAGGCGUGAAGAUGUCCUUGGAGAACAGCAAACACUCAGAGAACCAUGGAAGCAGCCACAAUACAUGGAGUCUCACCACAGAAGUGGCACCAAAGACCCCAUUCUGUCCCAGUUGUAACUGGGGGACACCACCAGUGCUGCCAGAACCAUGCUGGUGGAGCCCCAGGUUUUUAGGGCAGAGCCCCGCUGGUAGUGCAAUGCCAAGCAUAGCAGGAGUGAACAGCCCCCAGUUCCCAGAGUUGCUCGUGUGUCACAGCAUCAUUUCAGCCCGUUCUGCUGUACUGUUGCUCGUUCCCUAUCUCUCUGGUUCUAUAAUCUGAAAAAUAAAAUUUGGGUAAUAGCUAUGGGCACCACAUUCAUCUUUUUUCACCAUUUUUUCCCCCCCCAUCAAAUUAUUCCCUUUAGUUAGGAUGUAUAUGGCAGGCAAGGAGCGUUUCCAAACAGCAGAUUUCUCAACUUUUUUAUUAAGGAAUUUUUUAAGAGCUUUUGGGAAAUGAGAGGUUAUCCCCAUCUUUAGGAAUAAACUGUAGUAUAGAACAUAUAUAGAAGUCUGAUUCUGACUGAAUGGUUUAAGCAAGGUAGAAUACAGUUCAUUUUAAGGAGUCUUCUUAGGACUAAGCAAGCAGAAUAAUCCACACUUUGCAGUAGAAACUUAAAAUUUGGUUCAAGUCUCAGUUUUUUGUUGGUUGUUUUGGUGGGUUUUUUUUGGAUUACUGGCUGCACAACACUUUUCUUAGAAUCACAGAAUCAUAGAAUAUCCCAGGUUGGAAGGGACCCAUAAGGAUCAUUGAGUCCUACUCCAAGAAACGGUAUCUACAUUACAUAUACAUACAGUAUGGGCAUUUUAUUAAGAGGAAUGCCCCUCCCUGGAAACAUUCAAGGCCAGGCUGGAUGGGGCUGUGAGCAACCCGGUCUAGAGGGAGGUGUCCCUGCCUACAGCAGGGGGUUUGGCUCUACAUGAUCUUAAAGAUCUCUUCCAACCCAACCCAUUCUAUGAUUCUAUGAUUCUAUUAUGUAAUGGCAUUAUUUAAUUAAUUCAAUAGCUCUGUAGGAGUGUGUUGGGAUGGAAGGCAGCACAAAGUGAGCUGCUCCUGAAACGUUGCUGUUGUUGGCUGAGCCCUUGGGUUUGUGCAAUAAACACGAGCAGUGCCACUUGCAUCCCUCACUGCGUCGCGCUGCCAGGAAUGGGGCUUUGUCCGCACUGGGAAAUCAGGGUGAAAAAAACCUGUCCCCAACCCUCCUUCCUAGUACAAUACUGACUGCUUGUGCACGUGGCUGUGUGUUCAGACCUCGUGAAGCCGUUCCCAACAGCUGCUGGCUUUGCUUUCAGGGGAGCAGAUCCUCAUCUGCACAAAUCCUUACAGCGAUCCUCCUAUCCCUUUUUCUCCCCCCAUAAAUUUUAUUUUUUUUAAGAGUCCUGCUCUGUACUGCCUAGCAAGUUCUGAUCCACCGAUUGACAGAUUUAUCUUUCUCGUCUGACUGUUUCCAAUUCCAAAGCCUGAAGAUCAAAACCAAGUUGCAUAGUGAGAUUUGAGGGUGAGCAGAAAUGCUGUUUUGUUUUUCCUCAGAUACCACUCAGUUCCAAAUCCUGACUCACCUAGGGCACAGUCCUGGUUAGUGAGAGGAGUCUGAGGCUGAAGGAGAGGAAGAGGAGCCCACUGCACGUGCUGCUGUCUCCUCCACUGAGGGAGGAGGAGGAACCAGUCUGGGAAUCCUAAGAGGUGUAUGGACAAGUUUUCCAUCUUGUGUGUGAAAUCAGUCCGUGCAGGGACAUGAGUGGUCCCAAACUGACCCAGAGCUGCUUAAAAAUAUCAAUGAUAUUAAAAAGCUAAAGUUGGGAUGGAGUAACAGCCCCAGGGCAUGGAACAGACAAAAAGUAAUUCAAAGAUGCUCCAAUAUUUUAGCUGUCAGCCCAGACCCAUCUUCAGGGCUGACAGCUAAAAUAUUGGAGCAUCUUUGUCAGCCCAGACCCAUCUUCAGGGCUGGAUUUCUUCCACCAAAAUAUCAUUAGUCUCAUAAACACCUAAUUGUUGUUGGGGUCUGCCAAUCUGCUGGGGGAAAGCAAAAUCAGGGGCUCCUAAAGACUGAUUCUUAAGUUGGAUCUGGUGAGCUUCAAAGUCAUCUAUUUGUCAACAACUCUUUGAUAGCGGUUGGCUGUGGAAAGUGACCGUGGAUGUGAGGGUCUCCAUCAGGCCAGGCAGGUAAUUAAUCCCUUCUCAUACCCCUCAUUUUCCACCGAGGCACAUCCUAAGGGACAAUUUUAGGUCGGACUGUACCCUUUGCAGUGGAACACUAUAUUUCCACUCUGUGUGUACAGCUCCUAGUGCGACAGGACUCCAAUUAGGGCCUUUGUGUGCUGCUCUAACACUCAGAAUAUAUCAUAGGAAUAAUGUAAUUAAAAUGUCCUUGCAGUUUGCCUUUAGCAUUAAUGAUUGCGUGGCUGUACUCUGUCACCUGUGAAUAAAGUCAAUGUCCUUUUUGUAUCAUAGGUAGUAUAUUUUAUUAUUGAAGAAACAGUUUAAUUUUUAAAAUUAAAUUAAAAAAUAUCUGCUUAUUGUUUCAUUUUAAGCCUAAAUAAGCAAAUAUUUCUUUUGUAGCCUUCAAAUGAGUAUGUGUUAAAUGAAGAAAUCCACCUUCCUGAAUAGGAGCUGUUUAUAGUCCGAUAUUCCGGGAGUGAUUAACACUUGGUAACUUGAAUAAAAGUGGUUUAUUUUCUCA